UUCAUGUCAGGCUCGGUGUUGGGGGAGGGGGAGGGGGCGGAGAAGAGAUGAGACGAGAGGGGAUGGGAGGGGUGUCUUCAGGACUGCCCGCGUUUUCCGUCUGCCGCGUGCACUCCCGUGUUUGUGAGGUGCGCACAGGUUGUACACAGCAUAUGCGCGCGCUGACGUGCAGGAGCUUCGGGACACGCGCUCCUCCGGCUUGACUGGUGGCGCCGAUCUGCUUCAGUCUCCGGUGGCAUCAUGGAGGAUCCCCCUCUCGACAGCGAGAGGAUGGAAGCGUGGCUGGAUGACCACUCGGACUUUGCGCACUACUACUUUGUCCGCAAGGCCAGCAGGGAGAUGGUAAAUGCCUGGUUCGCUGAGCGCUGUCACUCUAUCCAGCCGUCGUCCAGGGAAGGGUCACGACCUCAGACAGAAUUCUGCCCCCUGCUCCCUGACCCUCCGCCCUCCCCAAGCCCCUCCCCCUCCACACCCACGCGGAAGAUCUCCGCCUCCGAGUUCGACCGACCACUUCGGCCAAUUGUAGUGAAGGACGCAGAGGGGGCGUUCACCUUCCUGAGCGACACUGAGCACGUGCAAAUGCCACUCCGCACAGCUCGGCCUGAGGAGGGAGGAGCCGGGGGCACAGGACCAGGAAGCAGUGGCGGGGGCGACCGGUGUGCCCGUCUGCUGGAGCUGGUGCGUGACGUGUCCAGCCACCUGGACGUAACGGCGCUGUGCCACAGCAUCUUCCUGCACAUCCACGAGCUGAUCGAGGCCGACCGCUACUCGCUCUUCCUGGUGGGCGAGGACUCCUCCAACAGGAAGUUCCUGGUGAGCCGACUGUUCGACGUGGCGGAGGGCUCCACGCUGGAACAGGCGUCCAGCAGCUGCAUCCGCCUCGACUGGAACAAGGGCAUUGUGGGACACGUCGCAGCCACCGGUCAGCCACUCAACAUCAGGAACGCCUACGAGGACUCACGAUUCAACGCAGAAGUGGAUCAGAUCACUGGCUAUAAGACCCAGAGUAUCCUGUGCAUGCCCAUAAAGAACCACAGAGAUGAGGUGGUGGGUGUGGCUCAGGCCAUCAAUAAGAAGUGUGGAGAGAACAGUGCCUUUACAGAACAGGAUGAGAAGGACUUCUCCUCCUAUUUGGCCUUUUCAGGGAUUGUGCUGCACAACGCACAGCUGUAUGAGACGUCACGCCUGGAGAACCGCAGGAACCAGGUCCUGCUGGACCUGGCCAGUCUGAUCUUUGAGGAACAACAGUGUCUGGAGGUGUUACUGAGAAAGAUUGCAGCAACCAUCCUAUCCUUCAUGCAGGCCCAGAACUGUACCAUCUUCAUUGCAGAUGCAGAGAACAUGAACUCGUUUUCCAGCGUAUUCCACAUGGAGUGUGAGGAGCUCCAGGGAGCAGUGGACUUUCCCAACAGAGAGUACGAUGCCAGUGCGAUCAACUACAUGUAUGCCCAGUACGUGAAGAAUACUAUGGAGCCCCUGAACAUUGCAGACGUCACCGAAGACCAGAGAUUCCCUUGGACUAGUGAGAACCCUGAACCCUCCUUCAAACAGAUCAAGAGUUUGCUCUGCACUCCCAUACGCAACGGCAAGAAGGAUAAAGUCAUCGGUGUGUGUCAGCUGGUGAAUAAGACAGACGAGACGUCGGGAGACGUGAAGGCCUUUAACCGGAACGAUGAGCAGUUCCUGGAGGCGUUUGCCAUCUUCUGCGGCCUGGGCAUCCAGAACACACAGAUGUAUGAGACUGUGGAGAAAGUUAUGGCCAAACAGGCCAUUACUCUGGAGGUUCUCUCCUAUCACGCGUCUGCUGCAGAGGAGGAGUCACGGGCACUCCAGGUAACUGCGACUGCCACGGUGCCCUCAGCUCAGUCUCUGCGCCUGAUGGACUUCAGCUUCAGUGACUUUGACCUGUCGGACGCUGAGACCACUCAGGGGGCCAUACGCAUGUUUGUCGACCUCAAGCUGGUGCAGAACUUUCAGAUGAAGUACUCGGGUCUGUGUCAGUGGAUCCUGAGUGUAAAGAAGAACUACAGGAAGAAUGUGGUCUACCACAACUGGAGGCACGCCUUCAACACGGCACAGUGCAUGUUUGCUGUGCUGCGCUCCGGGAAACUACAGAAUAAGCUGACUGAGCUGGAGAUCUUGGCCCUGAUGAUCGCUACGCUCAGCCAUGACCUGGACCACAGGGGGCUCAACAACACCUACAUAAAGAGGAGUGAGCAUCCUCUUGCCCAGCUGUACUGUCACUCUACUAUGGAGCAUCACCACUUUGACCAGUGCCUUAUGAUCCUCAACAGCCCAGGCAGUCAGAUUCUGAGCGGUCUGUCGCUGGAGGAGUACAAAGCUACUCUGAAGAUGAUUGAGAAGGCCAUCCUGGCCACCGACCUGGCUCUGUACAUGAAGAAGAGGGGGGAGUUCUUUGACCUGGCCAGCAGCAGUGAGUUUGAGUGGGACGACGGGGACCACAGGGAUCUGCUCAGGUCCAUGUUGAUGACGGCAUGUGACAUCUCCGCCAUUACCAAACCCUGGCCUGUUCAGAAGAGGAUAGCGGAACUGGUCGCUACGGAGUUCUUUGAGCAAGGAGACAAGGAGAGGAGAGAGCUGAACAUCGAGCCCAUCGACCUGAUGAACCGAGAGAAGCGAGAUAAGAUCCCCAGCAUGCAGGUCUCCUUUAUCGACGGAAUCUGCACUCAGCUCUACGAGACGCUGUCUGGGCUGGCUGAAGACUGUCUCCCCCUGCUGGAGGGCUGUAAGAAGAACAGGCAGAACUGGCAGCUGCUGGCUGAGCAGGGCGAGGAGGACGACCUGAUCAAUGGCUCCUUGUGAGACAGACACACAGGGCGCGGUCACAUCCCACCCGUACUGGUGUGUGUUCACAGGCCUCAGGUGUGAGCAGCCUUAACCUGCCCCUCCGGCUCCGCCCCAUCAGCAGUGCUGCAACUGCUCCCAUCUGACUCUCCUGAACACCCUUCUUACCACCCCCCCCCCCACACACACACACACACACACACACACACACACACACACACACACACACACACACACACACACACACACACACACACACACACUCUCUGAGGAGGCGUGACACUAAGCUUUAUUUAUUGGGGUAGUUUUUUUUUGUACACUGUACUUGUGCAGCUCACUUUCAGAGGUAGCCAGCAGGGAACUUAUUUAUACAGAAAUUAAUUCAGAAAUUAAUUCACACCAUCACAACACUGUAGCAGUUACGUACACUAGUGUGCUCGUCCACAUGCACGUCUGUGUGUGUGUGUGUAUGUAUGUAUGUUAGUUAACACUGUAGCAGUUAUGUACACCCUUGUGUGCAAGUCCACAUACACAUCUGUGUGUUAACACCGGUCUACACACACAUAUCUGUGUACACACACAGAUAGGUGUGUGUACGUAUGUUAGUUAACCUUUCAUGAGGAAGACUGUGGUUUUUCUUUGUCACUUUGUUGUGCCACAUCUUAUCUUAACAUUUAUUAUCUUUGUACAUGAAGUCGGCUUCUAGCAGAGAGCAUGUGAAGACACAAGUUUGCUCCGUUUUGGUCAGAACCGGCCCAGAAUCCUCUGCUGUCUGACCAGCACAGCCUUCAGUCAGUUAGUAGAAGAGAUGUCCACUUCACAGAGGAGCGCUGGGGGAGGGGGCUCACCAUGUCAAUCACAGCCCAAAUCAGACAAGAACAGUGUGUGUGUGUGUGUGUCUGACCAGCAUCUCUGCUGGGGCAUCCCGACAGUUCAAAGGUCGGCCACUCUUUACACUUCUCUCUCAGCCCCUCGUCCUAGCAGGUGUUGCCUAUUCAGCCAUCGUGUGUGUGUGUGUGUGUGUUUAAAGCUCGCCGCACUUCACACAGGUGGAUGUUAAUGCGUGCGUGUGUGCUCACACAGGUGGUGGAUGUUAAUGCAUGCGUUGCCAUUGACAAAGAUGCCGGUGGCUGUUUGAUGUCCCUGAAUGAGGGUUUAAACGAGACGCAGCUAAAUACGCAACAACUAAAGCAUGUCUCAGUGAUUAAUGCCAAUGAUAACCAAACAAGACAGAACGAACUAAUAAAUGAAUGAAUGAAUGAAACACCAUCUCUGAAGUGAUGACAGCCGUUAGGCAAAUGGAAACAGACAAAAACGGAUUAUUGAAAUGCGCCUUUAUUAUAAAUGAAACACGGAUGCACAGUACACACACACACACCGCCCUUUGUUCAUCAAAGGUCUGUCUCUCUCUGACAAACUCUGCUGUUCCAGACCGCCGAAACCUCUAGACUGGACCGGUGCUGCACCCAGAGAGGUCUCCCCACAGGACCCCUGCAGCUUGGGGUUCACACAUGUCCUGCAACUUGGGGUUCUCACGUUCUCCUAGAAGCGUUUGGGGUUCUCCUGCAGCUUGGGGUUCACAUGUUCUCCUAAAAGCAUUGGGGUUCUCACAUGUUUUCCUGCAACUUGGGGUUUUCACAUGUUCUCCCCAGAAGCGCCAAGUCUUUUUUAACUGCAGCACUUUGUAGAUGAGAAGUGGCCUCAGGGCCCAGGUUUGUCACUAGGGUCGCCAUUUUGUAUUGAACUUUUCCAGAACCUUUAUUUAUGUCAGAUUUGUUUUUCUCUUUUUAAAUAAAAAAAAUUAAAAAAAAACGAAUUGAGUGU
This is a messenger RNA of Clupea harengus (Atlantic herring), 4629 nucleotides long. RefSeq names its product phosphodiesterase 5A, cGMP-specific, b (gene pde5ab). Gene Ontology annotation, molecular function: 3',5'-cyclic-nucleotide phosphodiesterase activity; protein binding. Lineage: Eukaryota; Metazoa; Chordata; Actinopteri; Clupeiformes; Clupeidae. The record is from RefSeq and is a predicted model, not a curated record. Gene Ontology annotation, biological process: signal transduction.